Messenger RNA from Nicotiana tabacum (common tobacco), 660 nucleotides. Lineage: Eukaryota; Viridiplantae; Streptophyta; Magnoliopsida; Solanales; Solanaceae. The record is from RefSeq and is a predicted model, not a curated record.
AUGGCCGCUUCUUCUUCUUCUUUGUCUUCUUCGUUAGUGUCAUCAACUUCCCGUCGACCACUCUUUAGUCGAGCAGCUGCCCCCUCCUUCUUUUACGUCGAGCAACAACAUCUCCAGCUCCAAUGCCUAUGGAUGCCCUCCUCCUCAUCACUUUGCCUGCGAUUUUCUUCUACUGCGCCGCGAGGGACCUAUCGAAGCUUAAUUUCCCUUUCUCAAAGUCUUUUAGUCAUUGUGGUCAUUGGCCUCGUUGAUUCUGGAAAGUCGACCACCACUGGUCACUUGAUCUUCAAGCUUGGUGGUAUUGACAAGCGUGUUAUUGAGAGGUGCGAGAAAGAAGCUGCUGAGAUGAACAAGAGGUCAUUCAAGUAUGCCUGGGUGCUUGACAAGCUUAAGGCUGAACGUGAGCGUGGUAUCACCAUUGAUAUUGCCUUGUGGAAGUUUGAGACCACCAAAUACUACUGCACCGUGAUUGAUGCUCCCGGACAUAGGGACUUUAUCAAGAACAUGAUCACUGGUACUUCCCAGGCCGAUCGUGAUGUUCUUAUUAUUGACUCCACCACUGGUGGUUUUGAAGCUGGUAUUUCCAAGGAAGGUCAGACCCGUGAGCACGCAUUUCUUGCUUUCACUCUUGGUGUCAAGCGACCCAUCGAUAGAAUGUGA